Colletotrichum destructivum is the source of this 765-nucleotide messenger RNA. RefSeq lists its product as uncharacterized. Bases 1 to 765 code for a protein of 254 amino acids. The transcript is spliced from 2 exons. Lineage: Eukaryota; Fungi; Ascomycota; Sordariomycetes; Glomerellales; Glomerellaceae. The record is from RefSeq and is a predicted model, not a curated record.
AUGGGCAAUGUUCGUUUCGACAAGAACGAAGUGCUUCGCCUUCUUUACUUCGAUUUCAGCUCUGAGAUGGUCGGAAGAGUCAAGAAGACCGCCAAUGACUACGAGUGGGAUGCCUCCCAGAUCUCCAUCUCCCAGGUUGCCCACAGACACGCCUCUGAAAUACUGCCAGGAGACAUUUUCAGGAGAUUAACUUCCAGCAUCGAGGACUUCAUCUGCGGAAUCAAGCCAAUUUUCUGCUCUUGCAUCACCCAACAGAUCCGCUUGAACUUGGCCAAUUUCGACGCCGUUGCCGGAAUCGAGUGCACUGAGGUAUUCCUGGGUAAGAAAGCCAUUGGAAAUUGGCUGUUGCAUAUCAUCACCGAGUUUCUCAAGCCCCUGACAGUCUCACUUAGUGCCUCGAGUUUCUCGAAAUACUCGUCGCCCGCCAUUGCUGUCACAAAUCCCAACAAAGCCCCCUUGGUAAGUUUCUCACUGUCGUCUCUACUAUCCCCUCAACCGCGGGAAGGCCCCAUCAUCCUCCGCGACCGUAUAGUUCUUGAAACAUGGACGACAACCCCGACGACUCGACAGCUAAGCAGGAUGAAAAAGGAUCAAGAACGCUUGCAUCAUGACCUGGAGAACCUUAAACUAGCUUGGACCCCUCGACACGCCGGUAGCAGCCCCGUGUACUACGGAUCUAUUGUUAACAACCUGCAUGGGGCUCUCCAAUUCACCAACGACCGGAUGAGAGUAGAGACAAGGACCAGGACGAAGAAAAUGGACUGA